UGGCUUCACUACACCCUCUCGAUCUCUUAUACACACAUACAGAGAAAGAAGCCAGAACCGAGAGCAGAAGGCGAUCGAUCAGAUGUUUUAAAAGGAGCGACGCUGUUCAGUCAUGACUUCCAAGGAGGGUAGAAGCAUGUCUCGCCUGUCUUUGACCCGAUCUCCAGUGUCUCCCCUGACCACACAGGGCAUCCCACUUCCUGCUCAGCUUACCAAAUCCAACGCCCCUGUUCACAUCGAUGUGGGAGGCCACAUGUACACCAGCAGCCUGGCCACUCUCACCAAGUACCCUGACUCCAGAAUCAGUCGGUUAUUCAACGGAACAGAGCCGAUUGUGUUGGACAGUCUGAAGCAGCACUAUUUCAUUGACCGAGAUGGAGAGAUCUUUCGUUAUAUUCUGAGCUACCUUCGAACUAGCAAACUGCUCCUCCCUGAAGAUUUUAAGGAGUUCCAGCUGCUUUAUGAAGAGGCGCGGUACUACCAGUUGAGCCCCAUGGUGAAGGAGCUGGAGCGCUGGAAGCAGGAGUGUGAGCAGCGGCGAGGAGCACAGCCCUGCGAAUGCUUGGUGGUUCGUGUGACCCCUGACCUUGGCGAGAGGAUUGCUCUUAGUGGAGACAAGGCUCUCAUCGAGGAGAUUUUCCCCGAGACUGGUGACGUCAUGUGCAACUCGGUUAACGCUGGCUGGAACCAGGACCCCACCCACGUCAUUCGAUUUCCACUCAAUGGAUACUGCAGACUUAAUUCUGUACAGGUGCUGGAGAGAUUGUUUCAGAAAGGCUUCAGCAUGGUGGCAUCAUGUGGGGGAGGUGUGGACUCGUCUCAGUUUAGUGAGUACAUCCUGAGCCGGGAGGACAGCCGCUGCCAGAACAUCCACACGCCCAUCCGGAUUAAGCAGGAACCGCUGGACUAGCCGAACGCUAAUCAGACACCUUUGUCGGGCACCUAGAAAAUGAGCGGCGGACCCUGAGAAUGAACAGUUUGUACCAUGGUGCUGCCUGAUUGGACAAUUUGGGAGCCUGUAAUGAGGGAAGGACAAGACAUCGCAUCACAACAGGACUCGAACACACCAAAAAAAUCUGGUGUCGAAUGAAAAGAUUGCAUUGUGUAUAUAUUGGUCUUCCAUGGUAUCAUAUUCAGCGCUGAUGUCAUCGUCCACGUCUGUGUUUAAUCCACAAACAACUUUCUACAAACCAUCAUUCAUGCAUUCAUGUGCAAAUCGACUUAUACUAUAGUAAGGACAAUGGAGGUCAGUACAUAGUGUGUCCUCAUGGAUGGAUUCACGUAGCUGGAUGCAGUUGCGCUGUGAUCAGAAAUGAGUUUGAACCACAACGUUACAAUGAAGUCUAUGGCUCUGAGUGAACUGAGUUGAGUACCUGGUAUUGAUUACUAGCCAUUUUCCAAAUUCAGCUAGCAAACAAACCUAGCUUUAUAGAUACAGUUACUGGGUGGUCAUGCCAAGUCCUCUGCAAUACAUACACACAUCUGUCUGAAAAUAACACAUUUUGCCCUAGAUGUGCACACUUUGGUUACAAGAGUAAUCAAGAUUAGACAUUUUAUACAAUCUCUUUAAAAUAAAAUAAACAUAUAAAUACAGAAUGAAUAUGUGUAUCUU
Messenger RNA from Trichomycterus rosablanca, 1612 nucleotides. It is a transcript of the gene kctd15a, whose product is annotated as potassium channel tetramerization domain containing 15a. Gene Ontology annotation, molecular function: protein binding. The record is from RefSeq and is a predicted model, not a curated record. Bases 113 to 910 code for a protein of 265 amino acids. NCBI's taxonomy places the organism in Eukaryota, Metazoa, Chordata, Actinopteri, Siluriformes, Trichomycteridae. Gene Ontology annotation, biological process: protein homooligomerization. The transcript has 5 exons.